AUAUUGAUGAUAAACAUACAGUAUGAACACAUUGACACAAUUCCUUUUUAAAAUUAUAUUCCAGAAACAUCAUUUGAGUAUUUCCAGACGCGGCAUCUUAAAUAAAUCAUUGGGAGGGAAACACAAAUGUACGUUCUGUCGAGAAGUAAUUGAAUGUGUCAUGACGAAAACAUUCUGGGAUGCUCAGUGUUCCUUGAUUAUUGCCUGUUUUUGAAGGGAAGUACGUUGUUUCCCCCCUUGCACUUGACCAAUGAACACCACUUAACAAUUUGUUGAGUGUUUUUCGUGACGAAUUCUUCUUACCAUUUUUUUACCUUGUCACGUUCUUUUACUUUCGGUUUGCGUUCCAAAGUUCAGCUAUGAGACAUACUGAAACGAGUUGACGGUGGCCGAAAUUCCGCACAGCUGAAGUAACGACCUCACCUCUUUUCCGAAAUUGAGUUUGUUCCAGCGACCUAUCCGGGGGAUAAAAAUACAAUACAUUCAUUUUUUGUUUUUCACGCUUUAGGCAACAUGACCGCAAGAGUUGAAAACAGCGACCUAACUUCUCCGGUUAGCUUUAAAGCUAACGCUGCGACUCAUUUGAAGAAGAAAACAACUAUUUACGCCGUUUAUGUAAUCGCUGCAUUGGACAUAACAUGGAUGUUUUUACAGUUCUCCAUAACGCCGUUUUUGGCAAGGAAACUGGGCUUUGACACUUUGUGGUUUGGUUAUUUACAAACCACUGUUGGUGUCAUGCAGCUGGUUGGCGGGCCUUUGUUUGGAAGGUUUGCGGAUGUUCUCGGGGCCCGAGCAGCAAUGUCAUUGGCGUGCACCGCCAACAUUGUUUUCUUCAUUCUACUGGCUAUUGCAGACUCUCCUGUCAUGCUUUUUGUGCACAAACUCCCCACAAUUGUCAUGCAUAUCCUCCCAGCUUCUCAGAUGGUUGUAUCAGACCUUUCAGAACCCGAAAAACGCGCCGAUGGACUUUCCAAACUAGGACUCUGUUUUGGCAUUGGAAUGAUAGCUGGCUCCACUGUAGGUGGCCAUCUUGUCAAAAGCUAUGGGGAGACAUUUGCUGCAUGCAGUGGUGCUGCAGGGAGCUCAUUCAGUUUGCUGUUGGUAUUAAGCUUUAUUCCUCGAACCACUAAAGUUCAAAGUCCAGCCUCCAAAACAGAUUCUGAGACCAAAAGCAAGUCCAUAUUUGAUGUUGGCCAGAUCACAAGACUCAUGAAGUUUCCAGGCGUGACACCGACCUUUGUUGUGAAGAUUGUUUCAAGCUUGCCGUCAGGCAUUUUCCAAGUGAUGUUCUCUAUAAUCACAUUGGACUUUUUCAAGUUGACACCUGAGCAGAAUGGAUACAUAAUGGCAUAUUUUGGAGUAGCUCAGAUGGUGGUUCAGGGCGGAGUGAUUGGGCGACUUACAUCAAGGUACUCUGAGAGUUCACUGCUACUUCUGUCUGUUGGAAUUUCUGCUUUUGUGGGCCUUGCUCAGGCUUACAUGCAGAAUGUGUUCCAUUUCUGCCUGACCGUGGUCCCCAUGAUCUUGUCCCUCAGCAUUUUUAAUGUCAUCACAGACAGUUUGCUCACCAAGAGUGUACCUCCCUCUGAUACAGGCACAAUGUUGGGACUGUGUGCAUCAGUUCAGUCUCUACUUCGGACAGUUGGACCGACCAUUGGCGGCUUCCUCUAUGUGAACUAUGGCAUUUUCUCCAUCGGCUUUCUUCAGUUUAUUGUAAAUAGUUCUGUGCUUGCAUACCUGCUGAAGCGUCGACUCAACAAGAAAGACGGAUAUAAAGAAUGAUACUCUUAAGCUUGUCAAAUCUGUAUCUCCCAACCAGCUUGACAAAAAAAAAUGAAGGUGGGUUUUUCCAACCGUAUUUAAAUGAUUCCAAUGUAUAAUGCAAGCUUGUUUUGAAUAUUCCGAUUCAAAUGACUUUUUUUAGGAACACAGUGGCCCUAAAUUUUAGGGAGCACAUUGUAAAUCUUCACAUUUCCACUCAUUUUUUUUUUCCAAGAUGGCACCCGAGUAGGCAGCCUUUGGCAAGUGCUCUUCAAGAGCCUUGCUUUUUUGUUCUUUUUUGGUGUUUUUGUCUUUUGUUUUGUCAACAUGUUGUUUGUUGUUUCAUCGUGUGGACCUGAUAUGGACUGUUUUCAGCCUUUUUUGGCCACGACAUUCAUCAAAGGAGAAGCAUCUGUGCUUGGUGGCUGCGCCUUCUCGGCAGCAUGCCUGUACCAGCACAGAUUUUGAUUGGAGGAAUGUCGGUGCUGGACAGACCUGGGGCGCUUGUGUUUUUUGCGCCUGUAAUGGGCAGCAUUUUUCACAACCCUGUUUUGUUCAGUGGAUAUGUCGGCGUUGUUGGACAGUCGGCUGCUGAAGUUGAGGAUGAGGAGAGAGGAGCGUUGGCGCAGAGCGCCGAUGCGUAUUUGGAACCGAGAGUCGCCGCUUGGAAUUGAAAUGGAUUUCCAUGGGACAGGAGAAGUGAACCAAUCUCUUUUUUCGUCAAUGGAUGCUACAGCUUCUUGUUGACUUUCAAACUUAGCUUGUAGCCGACGUGUGCACAUUUUGAGCAUGAUGUCUCUGAUCCACUGGUUAAAGGGCACUUUGAUUCUCUCUUUCAUCUCUAACUGCUUCAAACAACAAAGCGUGUGACGGAAAAGUGGUUAGGACUGCACGACUGUCCGUGUUUUAUGUUAUGUGUUGUGUUUAUUAUUUUACUUUGUUAACUGUUUUGUUAAGCGCUUUGUUACAGCUGCUGCUGUCGUGAAAGCGCUAUAUAAAUCACCAUGUAUUGUAUUGUAUUGUAUUGUAUUCCUAAUAAAUGAGCUGCAAUGUG
This is a messenger RNA of Hippocampus zosterae (dwarf seahorse), 2815 nucleotides long. It is a transcript of the gene slc67a1, whose product is annotated as solute carrier family 22 member 18. The coding region runs from base 514 to 1782 and encodes 422 amino acids. Lineage: Eukaryota; Metazoa; Chordata; Actinopteri; Syngnathiformes; Syngnathidae. The record is from RefSeq and is a predicted model, not a curated record. Gene Ontology annotation, molecular function: transmembrane transporter activity. Gene Ontology annotation, biological process: transmembrane transport. The transcript is spliced from 10 exons.